CUCAGCAGCCGCCGCCGCCGCUCCGUGCGGCCACGGAACCGAGGGUGUGGGCGAGGAGGGAAUGUGUCACCUGUCUCCGGGGCAAAAUUUGGGCUGUGGAGGCACCGGGUCCCGCCCCUGCCCUCCCUCGGCUGCCGGGAACCCAGCACAGGUGGCACCGCUCCGUCCCAACAUGGCGGCCGCCUCCUCGCGCCUCGGCUGUCAGAGCCGCUGCCGUAGGCCGGGGACGGACGAGGAGAAGAGCUGCUGGCACGGUUCAGAUUUACCUGUGCCUAAGGUGUAGGUAGGGAACGUGGAGCCAAGAGCGAGAACGCAGGCAGCAGGGCAGAGGCUUCACCAUCGCCCCAUCCCACAGUACCCAAGCAAGGCAUGUCCAGGGAUGUCCAGCCAUGAGUUCAGAUGUUUGGACAAGUUCAUGGUGAUGAGGAAUCACUCCAAAUUUGGCAACCUGGUAAUCACAGUGACUUCAGCUGUCCCAUCUGUCUCCAGACACCUACUUGCCCAGUACAAACCAACUGUGGACAUUUAUUCUGUGGUUCCUGUCUGAUCACAUACUGGAAACAUAGUCCCUGGUUAGCAGCGAUAACCUGCCCUCUCUGCAGACAAAAGGUGGUCCUUCUGGAUAACAUCUCUUAUGAAAAGCAACAAGAUCGGCCGAGUAAACAAAUUGUACAUGACAUUAGAGAUUACAACAAGCGUUUCUCAGGGCAACCUCGACCCUUUGCAGAUUACCUUUAUGACAUGCCGUUAUUCCUGACUCUUGCCUUGCGAGGCAUCUUCACCUGGGGUGGUCUCGUCUGGAUUUUUUUCCUAAGAGUGGCUGUUUGCUCCUUUGGAACAAUCAUAUGCUUGUCUUCUCCCUUUGACACAAAGCCUGGGCCUCUCUGCAGGAUGCUUGGAACAGCUGACGACAUGAUGGUCGUUUCCCUUCUUUUAAUUUGCAUGAUAAACAUUUGCCAGCAAAUUGCAUCAAAUGGGGUAAACAUGGCAAGGUCUGCAGCUCAGAGCGUGCUCUCAGAGUCCUGAAUGCCUCAAACCUGGAUUCCUUGGUCGAACUUCAUCAAGUGAUGAUGGGCUUCUCUCUGGUUCGGGGCAGCGUAUGAUGGAUUUGUCGUUCUGCUGCUGACAAAGGCUGAGGCAGGACCCAGCAAUAGCAGGUGACUGGGUGCACAAGCACUUGGGCAGCCAGUUUUACACACCACUGUGUAUUUGCUGGACUCUUUCACACCCCACUUUUUUGUAACUUACCUUCAUACAAAGUGCCUGAAUUGAAAAUGCCUAAAGCCAUGAACAGAGCCUAAAAUUACAGUGCCAAACAACGUGCGGUUGAAGAAUUUUAGAACUCUUGAGCUUUAGCGUUUCACAUCUUGCCUCAAUUUCAAUAAAAUUUUAAUUCGAGAACUUAGCAAACUGUACAGUUUGCUAAGUCUUGUGUAACACAAGGAAUGUUAGAGAGUAUCACUACAAAAUCUGGUAUCAGAGCUUUGUGUUAUCAGAGCUAAUGUCACAUCCACCAGAACACAGAUUUCCACAGCUCUGCAAUGAGCAUAGUCCUGAUUUUGAAAUGGAUGAGACUGGUAGUAACACUGGCUUGGAAAAAAAUGCAGCUAUAAAGUAGAAGUUGAAGAAGAACUAUAGAAGAGCUAUAAAGUAGAAGUUCUCCCCUUUCUUCACAAGGGGAGAAAAGCAUUGAAAGCCUGUGCAAGGUCCACAGGUUCCCUGAAUUCAGCGCAUCUAAGCUUCAAAAAAAGUCAGCACCACCAUUUGGUUUCUUUCCAGACUUCAUACACUCCUUGUGAUUUCCUUGUGAAUCUUGGUACCAGUUCAGCCAGAGAGAUCGAGGCCAAUUUUAUGAUGAUGAUAUAAAUAGCAGAAGUUUAUGGAAAGUUUGCUGAAGUUGGGGGAGAGGGCGUGUCCACAUCUGCGUUGAGCUGCAAAGAGUUAAAAAUGCUGGUGCAGAACAAGACAACCCUACACGUCUGUCCCUGUAUAAUCUGUACAUUUGCUAUGUAUUGCAGUCAGCGGGACUUCACUUUUACAUAUGAAUUGUAUAUAUUAAAAUAGAUAUAUUAACAUUUAUGAAUAUUUAUUGUUCACAAUACACUGGUCUCCAACUGCUUUUUCCUUCUACAUAUUUUCAGUUGACAUAUUUUAUUGUGCCCUUGAAUUGUAAGCUAUGAUAUACCAUCAUGUUGCCGUUGUUUUCUUGCUUGUUAUAAUCUUUUUGUUAUGAUGUUUCUUCAUUUUAUUCCCAUCAACUUUCAUUGUCUUUAAUUAUGUCCCUGAACUUGUAAAGCUGUUUCUCUUAACAAUGGGUACUUUGGAAAUGGCAACAAUUGCUUUUCCAUGAACUGCAAGGCAGGAAGUGCAUUGUUUCUUUAAAAAAAUUACCAGAUGUUUUUGAGUGCUGACUACCAACAUAAAAAAAAAAAACCAGAAACGAUUAUUUUCCAAGUUCUCUAAGUGUAAUUUUGUUAUUGUGUAACUUCUGUUUGCAUUUAACUGGGAAUUACAGCCUAUGCCAACACUCAAGAAUGGAAUUUCUAUCAAGCUAAGUGUAUAAAGAUGGAGCCAUGGAUGGGAAUCCUGACUCUGUGGAGGGGGCUGUAGGUUGUUUCUCUUGGAUAAUACAGACUCACCGAGGGGGUGCCCGUUUGGAGAAGGGCUCUCAUGAGUGACCUACAACGGAGUUAAGAGUUGAUUGCAAUAUGCUCUUCUGAUCUGCCACCCUUCGCUCCUUAAUCCUCUCCUUCAGCAAAAUCCUGGUUUUGCUUUAUAAACAGAAUAGUACCUUUUUCUAAGAAAUAACAGACAAAAAGCAGAGAAAGAAACAACUUCUGAGAGAAUUUCACUGAAGGCACUGGCAGUGUCUGGAUCUUGCAAGAUCAAAACACUCUGUACUAUCAGAGGUGAAACAUAUUUGCUGGACACAACCAGAGCGGCCAAACUUUCUCCUUCCACAGCCCAGUUAUGCUACAACCUGUUGUUGUGAGUCCUUGUAGGACUAAGUGUCCAGGGCAGCCUUCAAAAACCACCUGGGAACAAACAAAAGCCUUUUGUUGAUGGGAUCUGGCCAGCAGGCAGCCAGGAAGGUUUCCGAGCCUUGAAAAAGCAAGUCUAAGGCAGGAAAGCCCUCUCUCCCUCGGCGUUCCCCGUGCCUGGGGUGGCCGAGCCCAGCUCUGCUGGUGGGAUGGAUGGGAUGCACCUGCAUCAGGAAGGGAUUGUCAGCAACUGUGUCUGCUCUGCUCAGCCCAGCCUUUCCAUGUCAGCGGCUGUUUCACAUCUGCACAGAGAUUAACGAGCACCGAGGGCCAGUUACUCGCAAAAGACAAAAUGGCACAAAUUAUUGAUAGCAAAAUGACUGCGCUGCGAGAAUGAAGAGAGGAAUAAGAGAGCAGGAAAGAGAAGAAAACAGAGAGAAAAAGACUGCAAAGCUGCAAAAGUGAUUCUCAAAUAUCCGCCACCACAAAAAUAUAUAAUCAGAGUUAAAAAAACCCAAGCAGAACUUUCCAAUGGAAAUCGUGUUUAAGUCUUAGCUGUAGCAGAUACUAAAAUUGAAAGGACCACGUGUGAUGCCAGGUGUAGUUACCUGUGAAAAGGGUGGCAAAGGGCAGCACUUCAAGUCCACCCGAGCAAGGUACGUUGUUCCUUGCGC
Molecule: messenger RNA, 3655 nt
Organism: Calidris pugnax (ruff)
Lineage: Eukaryota; Metazoa; Chordata; Aves; Charadriiformes; Scolopacidae
Product: E3 ubiquitin-protein ligase RNF170-like
Exons: 6
Coding region: 400-1026 (208 amino acids)
Molecular function (GO): metal ion binding; ubiquitin protein ligase activity
Source: RefSeq, a predicted model, not a curated record